This is a messenger RNA of Tachysurus fulvidraco (yellow catfish), 4595 nucleotides long. RefSeq names its product myotubularin related protein 12 (gene mtmr12). Lineage: Eukaryota; Metazoa; Chordata; Actinopteri; Siluriformes; Bagridae. The transcript is spliced from 16 exons. The coding region runs from base 328 to 2565 and encodes 745 amino acids. The record is from RefSeq and is a predicted model, not a curated record.
AUGCGAUACAAGUAUAUAGUUUGUGUAGAAAUGAAUAAGUAUAAGAAAAAUAGGCGAGUUUUGCACAAGCGCGUGUGCGCGCGCGCGCGCUCGUUCGUUCGUGUGCGUGCUUCUUGCGCGUCUCCGUCGAGAUUCGAUUGACCGCCACAGCAGCCAAUGAGAUUCGCAAACUUUAGUUGACGCACGACGGACAGUAGGAGAAGCAGUGCACGGGCGUGGUUUACGUUCGCACGGCUUCGCGUUCACGCGCGGAAACUCGCGCAGCUCGAGGGAAGUGGAGCUCGAGCGCUCCCGGUUUGUCACCUGGCUGAUUCGGGAAACGAAGAAAUGUUGAGUUUGGGAAGCGGAGCAGCGAAAAGCGCCAAGCCGUCAUUUGUGUCGUAUGUGACGCCCGAGGAAAUCAAAUCUGAGAAAGAACCACAGAAGAAAGAGAGGCAUCCUGACUUGCUACCAGGGGAAGUCGUGUUCUGCAGUGCGAGUCCCGUUCUCAAACACACACAGGAUGACCUCUCACAGCGGGGAAUCUUCGGCACGCUCCUCUGCACUAAUUUCCGUGUGUCUUUUGUCAGUGACGAGACACCGCUGGAGGAGGCGACCCAACACUUCAGGAAUAAGCUCUAUGGAGAAAAUGAUAUUCCUCUGAUGUGUAUGGACCAUGUCUAUGGAGUUUAUGAUGAGAAGAAAAAGAUGAUAACUGGAGGCAGUCCGGUAAAUAAAUAUCCAUCAAAAAUUAUCAUACACUGUAAAGACCUGCGUGUCUUCCAGUUCUGCUUAAACUAUACCAAAGAAGAGGAUGCCAAAAAGAUCUUUCGGGGUAUCGUUCAACUCUGCCUGGAGCCAAAGUCUCUGAAAUGUGUCUUUGCUUUUUCUUAUGCUCAUGCAAAACGUCCAGAAUUACAAAGAGCACCGAAGACUGUUAUGUUCGAUUCACCAGAUGACUGGGUGCAAGAAAUGAAAAGGACCAAAGGAAACUGUAGAACAGUCACUAAAAACGAGAACUUUGAACUUUCCACAAAAUUACCAAAGUACUUCAUCAUCCCAGCGGCAGUCACUGAUGAGGAUUUAGAUAAAUUCCCAGGAAACGGGUUACCAAUUUGGUGCUGGUCCCACCAUAGCGGCUGUGCUUUAUUUAAAUCCUCCUCUGUGCCCACAAGUCAGGAAGAUGGGGUGGUACAGGCCUACAUGGAGAGAAUGCUUCAGGCUGUGGCUCAAAACCACCUUUAUUCGGUUAAAACGGAGGAUCUUUCAGAAACACUCCCCACCAUUCAGGACAUUCAGCAGUCUUACACCAAGUUCAAGCAAUAUUUUCUCAUUGAUAAUUCAACUGAUUUCUGGGAAUCAGAUGUCAAGUGGUUCUCCUCUCUUGAAAGCUCAGGCUGGCUAGACAUUAUAAGACAGUGUCUCCAUAAAGCAGUGGAAGUUGUAGAGUGCCUUGAAAAGGAAAAUACCAAUGUCCUAAUAAUGGAGGAGGAAGGUACAGAUCUGUGCUGCGUUAUUUCUAGCCUGGUCCAGAUCAUGCUGGAUCCUCACUACAGGACACUGACAGGAUUUCAGGGCCUGGUGCAGAAAGAGUGGGUGGCUGGCUGCCAUGCUUUCCUCGAUCGAUGUAAUCACCUUCACCAAAAGGACAAGGAGAGUCAAUCCCCAGUCUUCCUGCUCUUCCUGGAGUGUGUGUGGCAGCUGGUCCAACAACACAGCGCAGCCUUCCAGUUUUCCGAGACAUACUUGACCGUUCUGUCCGACAGCAUCUAUGUGCCAGUCUUCAGCACUUUUCUCUUUAACUCUGCCCAUCAGAGAGAAAGCACAAUGAAGGCUGAGUCGCAGUACUCACAAAGAGGCCCAUUGACCUUCCCUGCAGUGUGGGACUGGUCGGUGCAGUUUGACUGGAAGGCCCAGCAGUUCUUCCUUAACCCUUUGUAUAGCGAGAAGCUUAAGCCAGAGAAAGUAUUACGCAAAGUUCCUCGGGGAAAGCAGCACCAACGGCAGAUGUCCUUGCCAAGCUCUGCAUUUAAAACCCCUCCCAAGAAGGGUUUCUUCAAAGAUGAAGCAGACAGCCUGAAGAAGCUGCUUCGUGUAAAGCGCCUCAGCCGCUGGAUGGCGUCACCUGAGAGCACGGUGGCAGGGACCUCUAGUGAGUUCUGUGAUGCUUGGCAGCGUCGUCCAGCAGAUCCACAUGGCCUGCUGCUGCCAUGUCUGUCUGGACCAGCUAUGCGUCUGUGGAUGCAGCGGUGCCUCCGCUGGAUCCCUGACAGCCAGAUUGUGGGUGGUGGCUCUGUGGCUGUCACAAGCAAGCUUACGGAGCUCCUGGCUCAAGUGCAGGAACUCCGGAGUGAGCUAGAGCACAGGGCCUGUUUCGUUUCACGGUCUGAAAGCCACCGCGUGCAGCCAAAGCCAAUAGCGUUGACACAGCCCUCUAUGCGUCUAUCGUCCUCUUUCCCCUUUGCUGCUGGUCGGAGCUGGUCCUCCAAGCCAGCCAUUCCCAUAAGCCUUCUGCAUAGUCUGAUGGUAAGCGAUAAGCUAGCGAGCCAAGAUGACGAAAGCAGUGAAGUCAUAAGCUUUGUUUAGCAGCAGGAGACCUGUUUAGAUUGACAUAGGUCACUUCAAUGGAGUGACUUUACAUUUAGAUUCAAGGUGUGUCUGUGUGUGUGUAUGCAUGCAUGUACACAGACCCAGUCAAAUGUUUUGACACACCUUGUAAAAUGAAUCAUGAAGCUGGUUGAAAAAAUACUAAGCUGUCAUGAAGGCAAGAGAUAAGAAACUAAAAAGGUAAAAAGCUGUCACAUUGUUUAAUUCGGUAGUAAAUGCAGACUUUGACAAAAGGGCUUCAAAAAUUCAGUUCAGAAAAAAAGUUUAGAUCCUACAAGAUCUUCCAAUUUUGUGGAAACUUACAUAUUAUAAGAUUCCAAUGUGAACUUUGAUUGGCUUCAAAUUGUGGAAAUAAUUAGAGAUAUGUUCGUAUAAGGCACUCUUUUAUAUAUGGAUUAGAAUGUCAAAUUUAAUUUGCCUAUUUAUUUCAUUUACUCAGUUGUUUCAUACUAAUGACUUGAAGGAAUUUUAACCAAAUAUAAAAGAAACAUCUUCCUGUAAAACUGAGGAAAGGCUAGCGUGUGUAUUAUGGUUUAUGCUAUUUGUCAGUGUCACUAAAGGCAACUCCUCUGUUGCAUUAAUGUGCUUUGUUACCCACGCAUGAAUAUAAAGAAAAUCUGUGUUACUGAAAUAUAUAUAUAUAUAUAAUUAAAUUAAAUAUAAUGUAAUGUUAUUUUUAUUGUUUGGAUGUCUAUUAAUCUAGCAGAGAAGUGGAACAUGAAUAAACCCGUACAGUAAAUAGGCAUGGUCACACUUUUAAGUAGUAGCUAUGCUAUUAGAACAAAAAAGGUCUGAAGUUUGGUUUAAAAGCAGAUCUUUGUGUGAUGAAUGAACUCAAAUUGGUCUGAGUGAUAAAUCAGGGAUAAAGUCUUGUUUGUAUUGUAGGUGAACCCUACUGUAUCAAAACUCCUGUUUGAGCCAUAAGAACUACGCUUUUAAAGAAGCAUAUAUGCAAGUUGUAUAUCAGGAAUGCAGUGUGUUUUAUUUUAUCAAAUGGUCUGUAAAUGUCCAAUGGGAAAAACAUUUGGUGAAUAGUGAACAUUUUAGUUAAAAUUUAUUUUGACCUGAUUUGUUUGUCUAAUAAUACAGGGAAAUUCAGAGGAACUUAAUCGAGCUGAAUGCGAUCUAGACAAUUAAUCAAUCUGAGCGAAAAAGAGAAUAUUUUAUUAUAUGUAUUAUUAGAUGUAUGUAUAUAAUGCAUAUAAUUUUACUCAGUCUUAUGGUGCAUACCUCAGUUAGUGCCUUAACUACUGCCUGCGGUUUUACACACAGAUAAAAUCCAAAUAAGUAAAAAAUUAAAUCCUCAAAUCUUGCAAAUAUGCCCAAAAAAAGCCUUAUUUACUUUUAUUAAAAUGCUUUAGUUAAGCUGUGUUUUUUUUCUUUAUGGCCACCAUGAAAUGUCCUAAGAUUUAAAAAACAGAAAAGAAAACCCACACGUGUCUGUUUUGGUGCCAUCUGCUGGUUUACAGACUAUUAAACACAGGGAGCCAAAACCAGGAAAGCCUCAAAGAAAAGAACAUAAAAAUUGUGGACUUAAAUUAUAUAAAGCAUAAUAUUAAAAAUUCCCUAUAAGCAUUUGUGUGUGUGUGUGUGUGUGUGUGUGUGUGUGUGUGUGUGUGUGUGUGUGUGUGUGUGUGUGUGUGUGUGUGUGUGUAUACAUAAGGCCUUUUGUUAUUGAUAUAUGGAUAUUAUGUAUGUAUGCUAUCACAUACAUGCCUAGUGUAUAUUAGGUGCCUCAUGUAUAUUAUUUCUGCUGCCUUUUAAAAUGAUUUAUUAAUUAGAAUCAAGUGCUUUUUUUAAAGAUCCUGUUUUGUUUUGUGCUAUUUUUUUGAACUGCAUUGCACUACUGCCUGUUUGUGCUCAAACACUGUUACAUAAAGCUAAUCAUUUUGAGCUGUUUGUUUACUCUGUAUCUGAACAUGUGAAGUCUGUACUGAAAGUUCAGAUCCCUGUAUAUGUCUUCGGUCUUUACAUAAAUAUUCAUCCAAUACACUUUAUUAUGCACAUUA